AUAUUUAAUAGCCGCGCCGAUGCCGUACCGUGCGCUCGUCUGCAGCCGCGCCGCGCCACAUCACAAUCGUCCGGUCGCCGUUGCCGCGUAGUAGUCGUCGUCUGCGCCAGUGUCGCCGUCGUAUUCGUGUUCGUCGUCGUCGCCGCGUCCGUACGGCUCUGUGAUUAUAAUACUAUUAGAUAUUAUAAUAGUAUUUUAUAAUAUUACACACUGCAUAUUUUGUGAUCGCCGUUUUACAGUUGUUUUCGUUGUUACUUUAGUGUUAUACAAUCGUACUCGCGCGAUGAUGGUGUUGGACUCGGGACAAGCGUCCCCGUCGUUACGGCUGUACGCCGCGGCUGCCGCGGCCGCGGCCAACAGUUACGGUGGUGCGGCCGCUGCGACGUCCGGAGGCGCAGGGCAACAGUCCGGCGGCGGUACAGGAGGCGUCCAGAUGCCGCCGCAUCCGCUGUUCCCGCACUUUGCCGCCCGUUUCCCGCACGGCAUGGCGUCCGCGGCCAGUUUCGCGGCCGCAGGCCUCUCACCGUUUCUCCAGCAACACCACGUCGAGCACGCGGCCGCCCAGCGAUACGCGAUCGCGGCAGCCGCUGCCGCUGCGGCCGCAAGGAACAACACGGUCGCCGGUCACGUAAUGUCCGCGGCCGUGCACCAACAACAACAGCAACAGCAGCAACAACAACAACACCAACACCACCAUCACCGGCCCAACUCGGAACCAGCGGGUAAGAAACGGCCUCACCACCUUCACCAGCAACAGCAGCAACAGCAACACCAAUUACUGCUACAGCAGCAACAGCAACAGCAGCAGCAGCAGCAACAACAACAGCUACAGCAGCAGCAACAGCACAGGAUUAUUAAUAUGUCGGGCAAUCAUAGUGACGACAGCGCCUCCGAAAACGGAUCACCUAAAAAAGGUGGAGUGGACGGAGACAGCGCAGCAGGUAGUUCGGAAGACCUGGCCAACAAACGGCGAAGGUCCAGAACAAACUUCAACACGUGGCAGCUGGAAGAGCUGGAACGGGCGUUUUUGGCCAGCCACUACCCCGACGUGUUCAUGAGGGAGGCUUUAGCCCUGCGGUUGGACCUCAAGGAGUCCAGAGUGGCUGUAUGGUUUCAAAACCGGCGAGCGAAAUGGAGGAAAAAGGAACACACCAAAAAGGGUCCGGGUCGACCUGCCCACAACGCACAUCCGGUGACUUGUUCCGGAGAACCAAUACCUGCGGACGAGUUACGGCGCAAGGAGCGCGAACGACGGCAGAAAAAGUUGCUCAAGAGCUUGGAACGACAACAGAGGAAGUUGGCCGCCAAAGGUGUGCACGUUGACUUGGACACGCUGCGCAAGGAAUGGGAGUCUCAGCAAGCUAACAAUGCGGCCAAAAAACACGGCCAGAUGGAUUGCGGAGUGGUCGGCGGAGGAAUGGACGGAGUCGGUGGAUCUUCGAACGCCGGUAUGGAUCUGUCUUUCCACGACUCGUCAAGCUGUUGCAGCGGACAGACGAGCCGGGAUGAGGAGAUCGACGUGGUCGGCGAAGAGGACCACCUCCUGCACCACCAUCACCACCAACACCCACACCAACACCACCACAGAAUGUUACACCACAGGCGGAGCGCGAGUACGACGUUCGACGAUGAUGACGACGACGACGAUUUGGACGAGGACGAGGACGAGGGACUGCCGCCGUACGCGCGCGCAGCUGCUGCUGCGGCGGCGGCGGUGGCCGCUGUGGCCGCUGCUUGCCGUGGCAACGACAGCUGUAGUUCGGACGACGAAUACGGCGGCGGGCGAUUGUACAGGCGGCCACCGGCCGCCGACGGCGAAUCGUCGCCGCCUCCACCUCUGCUAAACCUGACCACGUCGUCGACGGCCACCGCGGACAAGGCCCGCCGCCUGAACCCGUUCAGCAUCGAAUCCCUGUUGGCCGGCGGCAAUCGACCGUUCAGCAUCACCGCCGCCCACGUCAAUAACAUCAACAACAUCAACAACAAUAACAUCAACAACAACAACAACAAUAAAGUGUGAACUCCCUCCCGCGUACCUCAUCACACACAUUCCCACCGUCAAUUUGCAUAAGCGUCGUCGUCGUCGUUCGUCAUCAUCGUCAUCAUCAUCGCAGGUUCCUAUAUGAUAUUAUUUAUAUUAUACAGUCGAGUCCCGAUAACUCAAAUCUCAAAGUGAAUAACAAUACAUUUGACUUAAUAUUAUGUUGUUAUAUGAGUUGUAUACGUAGCUCAAACACAACUUAACACCACGAGGGGUGAAAAAAAAAUUUGAGGUAUCGAGGUUAUCGAGACUCGACUGUAAAAUUUAGAUAUUUAAUUUUAUCGAAGAUCCGAUGGCCUAUAAUUGUAUUAUAAUAAUUUAUCUGUAAAAAUUACGUUUCUCUUUAAAUUCUUUCAUUUUUAUUCUAAAGACUGCAGCAUAAGUGUAUAUCGUAUAAUAAAAUAUAUUAUAACACUCGGCUGCAGGUGAACAAUAGAUCGUCGUACAUAAAACAUAAUAAUUUAUAAUAAGCGUUACGAUAUUGAAUUUUAAUUCACAUUUUUUUUAUUAUUUUCGAAAUUUUUCAAUCAAGUCUGAAUCGUUUUUGUGCAGCAUUAUAAUAUUAUAUUAUUAUAGGUAGGUAUUCAUAUUACAGUAGGUACCUAUCUAGUACGUACCUAUUAUAAAUAAGUGCAACCGAGAUUUGAUCCAACGACAAACACGCGAUUUUUGACUAUUGUUAAUAACUUGGUUUUUAUUAUUUAUUUUUAUUAUUAUUAUCAUUAUUAUUUGUUAUACAAUUAUUAUAUUCGUGAACCACCUGACUGCGAUUUGAUGACAGCGCGAGGAGGGAACCCCGUCCUUAUUAUUAUAGUACCUAUAUAUUGAUGACGCAAUUUGCGAAAUUACUUUGGAAUCCACGUGGUUUAAUAUCAUAUACAUUAUUAUAUUGUAAAACGUCGUGUUAUUUAUUUACUGUUCUCUGUACAGAUCUAUAUAUUAACCCCCGUCCGUUAUAAACAGCCCAUUAGUAAGUAUAACAAAAAUCUAGUCAAUAAUAUUUAUUAUAUGUUUAUGUCGUAAGUUAACACAUUGUAUAUAAUAAUAAUUGUCGUAUAUAUAUUAUUAUUAUUAUUAUUAUUAUUAUUAUGAAAUUGUAAGUAAUUUAGUUAAGACACGUUUAUAAUAGCGAUUACUAUAUAUUAUUAUAUUGUAAACACCGUGGACGAAAUAAUAUGUAUAGGUAUCCAUUUAAUUUUUUGUUGGCGCAUAUUAUCUGUAAAUUCAAAUAAUAUUAUUGUACUGUAUACCUGCGUAUGGUUUUGUGUACGAGUCCGAAGAAACAUAUUUUAUAAUAUUAUAUGUUAUUAUAUUAUAUUAUAAUUAUUAUUGUGUAUAGAA
Molecule: messenger RNA, 3382 nt
Organism: Acyrthosiphon pisum (pea aphid)
Lineage: Eukaryota; Metazoa; Arthropoda; Insecta; Hemiptera; Aphididae
Product: basic-leucine zipper transcription factor A
Exons: 4
Coding region: 284-2020 (578 amino acids)
Biological process (GO): regulation of DNA-templated transcription
Molecular function (GO): sequence-specific double-stranded DNA binding; DNA-binding transcription factor activity, RNA polymerase II-specific
Source: RefSeq, a predicted model, not a curated record